Molecule: messenger RNA, 2283 nt
Organism: Hypomesus transpacificus
Lineage: Eukaryota; Metazoa; Chordata; Actinopteri; Osmeriformes; Osmeridae
Gene: ccdc61
Product: coiled-coil domain containing 61
Exons: 12
Coding region: 215-1858 (547 amino acids)
Cellular component (GO): centrosome
Source: RefSeq, a predicted model, not a curated record
UUGAUGAUGUCCCGCAGAAUUUCUUUUAGCGUUUGGCCUGAAACUUUAUGAGGUUGUGAUUGGCGGUAGCAGUACACAAUAAGAUGUCUUUAUAUACUUUUCGACCAAUAGCUCUACUACGGGGGCGGUAGUUUAACAUUCCCGGUGAUUGAACCAGUGGCGGCGGCUUACAAACUGUCAGUGAGGUUGCCAACGGGCAAACGAUUUGAGAACUAUGGAGGUGGGCUCUACGGUGUUGGAGGAUAUUGUUUUCCGGGGAGUGGAGUUUUCCGUCAAGAUAGAGCUCGAGGAGAGGAUACUGGUUGUCGAAAUUUCGGACCCAAUGACAGCUGAUCAAUGGAGAGGAGAAUUUGACCCAGCAUAUAUUGAGGAUCUGACUCGCAAAACUGGCAAUUUCAAGCAGUUUCCCAUCUUCUGCAGCAUGUUGGAGUCUGCAGUCAGAAAGACCAGCGAGUCGGUGACCCUUGACCUUUUGACUUACGCUGACCUGGAGCUCCUGCGCAACAGGAAGGCUGGAGUCGUGGGUCGUCCCCGUGGUCAGCAACAGUCUCCUGCCCUGAGUGCUAAAAGAUACCUCAUCCUUAUUUACACAGUGGAGUUUGACAGGAUCCACUACCCCCUCCCCCUGCCCUACCAGGGCAAGCCUGACCCUGCAGCCCUGCAGAAGGAGAUCCGCGUCUUGAGGGCGGAGCUCAACGCACUCACCAAUCACGGAGGUCACAAACCAGCGGAAACAGAGAUUUGUCGUUUACGUGCAGAACUGGGUCUGGUGAAAGAGGAGAAGGAGGCCCUUGCCGUGGCUCUGGAGAGGCUGCGGGGGGUUGGGGCGGCGGCCACCCCAGGCGGAGGGGCCCGUGGCCUCCUGGACGUGGUGAGGGGCCUGGAGGAGCAGCUGGUCAGGGAGAGGGCCAAGACUCAGCGCUCGGCCAGUAAACGAGGCCAGGAGCAGCGCUUUCUGGUGGAGCAGUUGGAGGAGCUGAGGGCAUCUGAACGCUCUCUCCGGAUCCGUGUCAAGGGUUUGACAAACGAGCUGGCCUUGCUACGGAGAGGCAGGUUGACUCCGACCCUCUCGGGCCGCAGUAACUCCCGCGGGGACGGAGAAAUCCGACGUUCGCUUUCCCGCGAGCGGAGCGUGGGCCGCGUGCUGGUCAGGGCUCGUUCGGGGUCGAGGGAGCGGAUAGAGGACAGGGGUCUAAGGUCGGAGGACCGGGGGCGGAGGGCGGACUCCUCGGGGCCUCUGGCCCACAUCCGCAGACCAUCACCGUCUCCCACAGGAUUGCCGGCACCGCGUUUCGACCCCACCGCCUACAUCCAGGACAGACAGCGCAGACAGAGAGAAGCAGAGCUCAAAAGGUUUGUUCCUCUCCUCCUCUUGCCGUCUGUUUCUUUGUCUCCACCCCUCCCCCCUGUCCUUCAUCCUGUCUGGGUUGUGUUCCUCUCUCGUGUCUCCUCCAGCCAGAGGAAGGUCCGGAGGGACAUGCUGGCAUCUCCGGUCGUCCUGGAGAGAGGACGCUCCCGCUCCAGAGAGGCCUAUAAGCAGGUCCGGACGGGCAGCACGGGACGAGGGAGGAGCUUGUCUGUGGAGAGCAGGAGGAGCAGACAGUCAUCUGAGAACUCGUUAGCAGACAUGGAUGAGUUGGCCCAGCCUCUCACCUCCAGAGGGAGGAAGCAGACAUACAAUGGCCCUACAAUGCCCAGAGGAAGACAUGUGACCAGGAAGCCACUAUGCAGCACUCCCACUUACAGGAUGCGACCCGAGAAAGAGAGCUCCUUGGAUGCAGGGACCGAUCUCACUGAGAUCGAUGCCAGACUGCAGGCUCUCCAGGACUACAUGAGGGACCUGGACACAGGACACUAACACCAUGAACUCCACCAACCUCAGAGACACUUGAAGAGACAUGAGGCCUCUCCUCACCUCUGUUGAGCCCAGACACUCCCCAGCAUGAGCCCAACUGUCACGGGUGAACAAUGCUCUCUGUCACCUCAUGUUAAAGUCCCCCGAUGGUGACACAGCUAGCCUCCCACUGUGAAGGAUAUCAAGCCCCUGGUUGUUCGUACUGGGCCUUCAGGACCGAUAGAUGUUUUUGUACCACAAUUGUAUGUGUAUUUUGACUUUUAAAAUAGAUGUCCUCUUUUGCACAAUAUGUGGCUUAUGAAUGUUAGGCCUGUUGUUUAGUUUUUUUGUUUUUUUACAUGUUUGAGUCUGUACAUAAUAUAACUAAAUUUUUAUCAUUUUGGGGGUGUUCUGUUUAUUUUUAAAGGUUCCUGUUUUUGGUAAUGAAA